AAUCUCGUCUCUCCCCCAGAUGUCUCCCUACGAUAACCUGCUGCUGUGCCAGCCCGUGUCCUCCCCGCUGCCACUCAGCGGAGCCAGCUUCCUGACCCUGCUGCAGAACCUGGGCCCCGAGAACGCCGUGACGCUGCUGCUGGCUGUGCUGACCGAGCAGAAGCUGCUGAUCCACUCACUGCGCCCCGAUGUGCUGACCAGCGUGAGCGAGGCGCUCGUCUCCAUGAUCUUCCCGCUGCGCUGGCAGUGCCCCUACAUCCCGCUGUGCCCGCUGACACUGGCGGACGUGCUGUGCGCCCCGGUGCCCUUCAUCGUCGGCAUCCACUCCAGCUACUUCGACCUGCACGACCCGCCCCGCGACGUCAUUUGUGUCGACCUUGACACCAACACCAUCUUCCUGAGCGAGGAGAGGAAGCUGCUGUCGCCCCGCGCGCUGCCCCGCCGGCCCUGCAAGGUGCUGCAGGCUGCGCUGCUCGCCCACUUCCAGCAGCUGGAUGAGAUGUACAACAAGCCGGUGGAGGAGGCGUCGCUGGAGUUCCUGCUCACCGACUACGACCUGGUGUACGGGCGGCGCAAGCAGCUGGAGCUGGAGAUCCAGGCCUCCUUCCUGCGGUUCAUGGCCUGUGUGCUGAAGGGUUACCGCUCCUUCCUGCUGCCCAUCACCCGGGCGCCCUGCGACACCACCCACGACUCCAGCAGCCUCUUCUCCCUGCAGGGUUUCCUCAAGUCCCGGGACCGCGCCUACCACAAGUUCUACGGGCAGCUGCUGCGCACGCAGCUCUUCACGCAGUUCAUCCACGAGUGCUCCUUCGUCAGCGACCGGCACGCCUGCCUGGAGUUCUUUGACACCUGUGUGGACAAGGUGCAGGUGGAUCUGGAGAAGGCUGAGGACACACCCCUGAUGGAGCUGGACGACUCGCACGGCAGCGAGCACACGGUCUUCAUCAUGCCCCCCGAGGAACCCCUGGGCCCCGAUGGCACCGAGCUGCCUGCACUCUACUGCUACGACAGCUUCCCUGUGCUGCGGGCCGAGUUCUUUGAGCGCCCCCAGGACCAGCUGGCGGCUCCACUGUGCCAGCCCAAGAGCAGCGCCCCCAGCAGCCCCGCGCCGCGCAGGACCAAGCAGGAGAUGAAGGUGGCGCAGCGGGUGGCACAGAAGUACUCGUCCGUGCCCGACAUGUGGGCGCGGUGCCUGCUCGGACACUGCUACGGGCUGUGGUUCAUCUACCUGCCCACCUACGUGCGGGCCGCCCCCUCCAAGGUGCGGGCGCUGCAGACGGCCUACGAGGUGCUGAAGCAGAUGGAGAGCAGGAAGGUGGUGCUGCCGGACGAG
Molecule: messenger RNA, 1333 nt
Organism: Terrapene triunguis (Three-toed box turtle)
Lineage: Eukaryota; Metazoa; Chordata; Testudines; Emydidae
Product: DENN domain-containing protein 4B-like
Exons: 9
Biological process (GO): regulation of Rab protein signal transduction
Cellular component (GO): cytoplasmic vesicle
Source: RefSeq, a predicted model, not a curated record